GGGGCGGGCGCGGGCCCGGGGUCCGUGCGCCGGCGCCGCCGCUCUCGGCGUGGGCGGCUCGGGGUGGCGCAGGCGGCCGGGGCGGGGCGGAACGCGGGGCCGUCCGCGCCGCGGCGGAAACAAUAGUGCGGAUCCCGGCGCGCGGGGCCGGACGGUAGAGCUCCCCUCGGAGCCGCUUAGGAGCGCCGGCCGGGUGCCCAGACGGACAGACGCACGGACGGCAGGCGGGACGGGCCCCAGGCCGCGCCGGCUGCCCGCGACCCUCGAGCGGCGCCCCCGGGACCCUCCGGUCCGCGGCUGCGGGGUCCCCGACGGGAGCCGACCCUUGCCGGGCGUCCGCGUCCCCACGUGCGUCUCCCCCCGCGGAGCCGCGGAGCCGGGGGCACUAUGAACGGAGAAGAGGAGCAGUUUGUAAACAUUGAUUUGAAUGAUGACAACAUUUGCAGUGUUUGUAAGCUGGGAACAGACAAAGACACACUCUCCUUCUGCCACAUUUGCUUUGAGCUGAAUCUCGAGGGAGUUCCAAAAUCUAAUCUUUUACAUACCAAAUCAUUGAGAGGCCAUAAAGACUGCUUUGAAAAAUACCAUUCAAUUGCAAACCAGGACUGUUCACGAUCCAAGCUGUCCAAAAGUACUUACGAAGGAGUUAAAACCAUUCUGAGUAAGAAGAUAAACUGGAUUAUACAGUAUGCCCAAAAUAAAAACCUGGAUUUGGAUUCUGAGUGUUCCAAAAGUUCCCAGCAUCACCUGUUUAAUUUCAGGCAUAAGCCAGAUAAGAAAUUACUCCCCCAGUUUGACUCUCAAGUGCCAAAGUACUCUGCAAAGAGGACAGCUGGAACCACAGGUGGCAUCUCAAGCUAUACGCAAAGAAUUUUGGAGCAGAGGGAAAAUACGGACUUUGGGCUUGCUGUGUUGGAAGACUCGGCUACAUUGUGGCCUCACAGUCACAACCAGGCACAGAGAACAGAAGAGACGAGCUCUGGUCCAGAGGCGAAUGUCCAGACCCAGAAUCCGCAUUAUAGCAGAGAACAAUUGAAUUCAAUGACUCUUGAUGAAGUAGAACAACUGAAUGCAAAGCUCCAACAGCAAAUCCAGGAAGUCUUUGAAGAGUUAGCACACCAAGUGCAAGAAAAGGACUCUUUGGCAUCAGAGCUUCACGUCCGUCAUGUCGCCAUCGGUCAGCUCCUCAAGAACUGUUCCAAGCUACCGUGCCUCCAAGUGGGACGUGCCGGCACGAGGCCGCACCUACCCAUGAACGACUGAACUAAGUGGAGUGGCUGCGCUUUAUCAGCCGUUGGUCUGCGAAGCAUGUGCACCUAGAAAGCGUGUGGAGAACGUUACGGUCCAUUUUAUGGUUGUACUUGCAAAACAUAAGAUAAUAUUUAUUAUCUUUAUCUAAUAAAGCAGAUCACUCUAGUCUAGGGUUAAUCAUUUGGCUUCAUUUGGAGAUUUUUUUUCUUACAAUUACUAAAUGUCCCUCCCUAACUUUUACCAUGUGUGACUACUUUAAUAUACUGUUACAGUAUGUUUUUAUUGAACAUUUUUUUAUUGUAACUCAGCUGUCAAAACAAUGGAAGCCUAAUAAGGUCGUAUGUUAGUCCAAACUACUAGAAAUAAUUUUAAGAGGGAAGUAGAAUUCAUAAUAUCACCUUAUUUAUGAACAAUAUUUUAAUAUAAAUUUUAUAUAUCAAAUUGCUAUUUUGGGUAUUUUUCAUUGUCUUUAUAAAUGUGUAUUUGCACUUAUGUGUGAAUAUAUGUUCAUCUAUAGGAAGAUCACUGCAUUUGGGGGAUACAGUGUUUUUUAUAAAACUGUUAUCUUCCUUUCUAAAGAUAAACAUGUUUUGCAUAGUAUUUGGAGAAACAGUCUACCUAAUAAGCUCUUUUAACUAAUAAGAGCAUAUGCAAGUGGAAUUAAUGACUCUAAAGCAAAUAUCCAAGCAAAUAAAGUGUAUUACUGUUUUCUAAUGAAAGCAAUUCUGAAUUAGCCUAGGAAGAAAAUACAAUUCUAGUUUUUGUGUGUCCGUCUCCAUAAAAGUAGAAGCCCCACUCUGCUUUUUAUCUCUCAUGACCCCCUUUGACUGUUAGGUUUUGGACAAAGUAGUUCAACUCUCAGCCCCGAGCCCAGUGUAACUCCUGUCUCCAAAUUGUACUUGUCCUCUUUGGGGGAAAAACAAAAUUAUUAUGUGUGCCACUUCCACAAAAUUUCAAGAAUCAGUUAACUGUGCAAAUUCUGCUUUCUGCUGUCAACAUCACUGAAACUAGUCGAAAGAAAAGAAAGAGAAGAAUUUUAAGGUACUUUUCUAAAUUUUAAAAUCUCAAGGGAUAGGAGAUUACAGAACAAAAGAAAACCAAUAUUCAAUUCAAUAAAAUAAGCCCACUUUUAAAAGGAUAAUAAGCUACUUUAGUUCCAGAUUCUUAACUAAUAAAUUACCUCAAGAAGUUAUAUAAGUUUUAAUGAUAAAAUAAAAGCUAUAACUAAUCCAAUAUUAAAAUGGACUCUGGAUUGUUUUUAGCUGGUGCUUAGAAUGUAUUUGUAUGGUAGGUUUUUUGUUUUUUUCUUGCAGAAAUCUAAGGAAAGAAAGCCCAUUGACUUAACAGCUUCAUAAAUGAAGAUGACUUCUGCCUUGAAGUUGGCAGUCUAUAUUUGGGCAAGGGUCACACUUUAAUAUUGAACACAAAUACUGUUUGACUAAAGAAAUGCUUCACUGUAGAAAAGCACCUUUUCCUAAUAUUAAGAUGUAUUAAAUUGGCCUGGGUUUGUGCAUUAGUUGAUAUCCCAUUGUUUUUGCUUUUACCUAUAUUAAACUUCACAUUGAAGCUUUUUGGAGGGAACUUUUGGGGGAAAAAAAAUUUUUUUAGUUUCUUCUCAAGUUCUUUGAGUCUUCCAAGAUGAAUUUAAAGUAUGGAGAUUGGAGAGGAAUGCAUUGCCUUAGUUUUGACAAGCUUUAAAUUGAAUGUGUGCAAUAUAGAAGGAUCCACAUUUGCAAGCUGGGUAAAGACUUGUCCUGAUUAUGCCAGUAAGUAUUUUAGUGCUUCGUUGUCAUGGUUACAUUUUCAAGUUUGACUGCACUCCUGUUUGGUAUAACACGUGAAGAAUGUUAGCAGCCAGUGUAUCGCACACAUUUGUGCUUCUGUCUGGAUGAUGUAAAGGCAGUCAGGGCAGCCAGAGGAGUGUAAGAUCCUCAGUAGUGGGUGGGUACUUAGUGUAUUUCUAUCACAGGAGACACAGGGUGCGAUCCUAAAUACAGUGUUAUCCAAAGAAAGCAUUUGCUUGUCUCUUUAAAGAGUUUUCUGGCAAACAUUUAGUUCCCUAAUGAGUUUGGAAAAAUUGGAAUUUUCCCAUGUACUAAGGUCUUAAUUGGGACCUCUGAUUCAUUUCAUUUAGAUAUUUCACCAGAAACAUCAAAGCAAUGGUGCUCCUCAGUCUCUCUGGUGCUGGUAGUAACACUAGUACUUACUCACAAGAAUUUUGGAGUAUAAUUUACUCACCAAUUACUUCUCUUGGGGGGGGGAUGUUUGUUUUUAGACAGGGUCUUGCUGCAUAGCUUUGGCUAGCCUAGAAUUCUUGGACCAAUUACAGGCUGGCCUGUAAUUUGUGGCAAUUCUUUUGCCUCAGGAGGAGAUCAGGUGCUGUGAUUCAGGUGUCUUCCCUACACCUAGAUUCAUAUGCUCUCCUGAUUGAAUUUGCAAUUACUGUAUAUGCAGAAAUAAGGGUGGGAUAGUUAAUUCCAAUUUAGGGAAUAGGAGCUAUCACAAAUACUGGUUCCUACAUUUGGUUCUUUCUCUGAAGUUGUCACUAUGUUUUGAGAAAGUUCAGAAGAAACUCACAUAAGAUUUCUUUUAUUUUUUAAUAACAGAAGGCAGACUGAUAGUGACGCAUGCAUUUCAGAGCGUCUAUGACUAUGAGAAGUGACGUAAAAUUUUGUCAUACUAGAUUCGUGGUUGAACAAGAUGAAUAUUUUUAAAAUUAGAAGUCAGAUGUGAUUAUUAACAUGAGUUUUGUCUUUAAAGAUUGGUGUUUUUAUGUGCCUAGCAUAUAUCAGGCCCUGGGCUCAAUUCCUGUCUCCAUAGGAAAUUAAAAAAGGGUUUGGGUUUGGAUUCAUCAUGUUGCCCAGGCUGGCCUCAAGCUCAGUGUCGAUCUUACUGCUUCAGCCUUCUGGAUGUGGGGGACUGACAUACGCUGCCAUGCCUGGCUUAAACUUUUUAUAUUGUCCAACCUGUUACAUUUCUCCAGAGAUUAUCUUACCCUAGUAUUAAUUUCUAAAUUAGUUCUUUGGAAACGGUAUUCACUUGAGAGCCCAUGCUGGUGAUCUCAGAUUUGUUUUGUUGUGAGUCUUGUGUGCAGUAUUGGAGUAAAGAGAAGACCUUCAGUUUCCAAACUACAUGUUCGGUUCACCAUAAAGUGCCCAUUUUUAUAAACAUUUAAUGAUUAUUUUUCAAAAUGUGUUCGUGUUGGCAAGCAAUUUCAGGAAUAAAUAUAUUCUGUUGCCAUCUUGAUGAGUGCUUCUGAGUCCUUGGUCUUGAAUAAUAUCUAUAUCAUAUCUGCUGUUAAAAUGGCUUUUACCUCUGUGGGUUUAUACAGUACUUAACUUGGUGUUUUGUCUGUGGAGGCCUAUCAGUUUAUUGUUAAUUUUCAAAGUGAUUCUUUUGAUCUGUUUGUGUUAAUGUGUACCAGUUUGGGUUUUAUUUUGUUUCUUUUCAGGAGAAAUCUGUUUAUUAACAUUGUAUGUAACACAAAACAUGUGUGCUCAAAACUUGAGAAUUUUAAAGAUCUCUAUAGCUUUUUAAAGGGUUCAGAUUUGUGAGAAUGAAAAGUAAUUACAUGUACAUGAAAUACUUUAAUGGUAAAAUACAUUGUUCUUUUCAAAGUUUUUGUUUGGUUGGGUUUGGUUUUUUUGGGUUUUGUUUGGUUGUUUGUUUUACUUUUUUUGACAGUUCAUUUACUGACAUGUUAUUAUUGUUCAAGCUAAAGCAAAAUGUUUGCUUUAAAACUUCAUGACUAAAAAUUUUAUAUACCCUAAAGAUACAGUAUUAAAGCAGAAACUUUAUUUUUAUUUGAUUCCAUUUUUACCUUGAAUAGAAUUUUUUUUUUUUUUGAGGAAAUUUGACUUGACUAAAAAAAAAAAAAAAAUCACUGACAAUGGAGCCCGAAAUAACUACCCUUGCCCUCAUAGAGCCUUGUGGUGAUGGGCUGGGGAGAGUUUCUCGCAGGAGUGAUGGGGCUUUGUGAGGAGGGGGAGGUCACACUAGGGCAGGAAGAGUGUGACUGCCCUGCAUUUCAGCGUUUUCAUUUCUUUCUCCUACAUCAGUCCUGACCUGAACAACCUCAGGCUGCACCUACCUUGAUGUGGCCCAGAUCCUCUGGGUCUGGGAUGUUAAGAUUUUUAACACUUAGUUUGUAAAUCAUAUUUUCACCACUACUUUUAGUUUAAAGGAGGCUGUUAUAAUUAUUUAGUAAUUUUCCCGCAAUUUCAAGCUUACCAGCGUGAAGCAGAAAUUUCAUGGAGAUGCACUUGGUUAAAGUUGCGGGAAGCUGCAUUUGCCUCUGGAGUAGUGGGUUGAGUUUUUGUUUGUCUGUUUGUCUUGUUCGUUUGUGCUUUCUUUUCCCCAUCCUACUGCCUCCAGUUUAAAGUGUUCGGCAGUGAUGUGUGUGUGAGAGAGAAUGUGUACCUUUUUGUAUGUGUGUGUAUGUGUGAGAGAGACAGCAUAUGCCGUAGAUGGUGAGCUUCAAUCUCUACUAUUAGAAGCUUCUUUUAUACAGUUGUGCUGACAUUUAGAAAAUAAAAGUGAAACUGCUGUGGUAAGAGCUUACGUUUGUUUCAAAAAAGUUUAUUUAGUCAUCUGGGUUAUAUGCAAUUUAUAUAUUUGUAUUCUGCUUUGGAACUGUAACUGGAUAAGCUUGUCUACUAUUUUUAACUUUGCAAUAAUAAAACAAGUAUUUUGUUAUCUA
This is a messenger RNA of Meriones unguiculatus (Mongolian gerbil), 5950 nucleotides long. RefSeq names its product chromosome 17 C21orf91 homolog (gene C17H21orf91). The transcript is spliced from 5 exons. Bases 388 to 1263 code for a protein of 291 amino acids. Lineage: Eukaryota; Metazoa; Chordata; Mammalia; Rodentia; Muridae. The record is from RefSeq and is a predicted model, not a curated record.